Molecule: messenger RNA, 1902 nt
Organism: Osmia bicornis bicornis
Lineage: Eukaryota; Metazoa; Arthropoda; Insecta; Hymenoptera; Megachilidae
Product: potassium channel subfamily K member 13-like
Exons: 5
Coding region: 536-1822 (428 amino acids)
Biological process (GO): stabilization of membrane potential; potassium ion transmembrane transport
Cellular component (GO): membrane
Molecular function (GO): potassium ion leak channel activity
Source: RefSeq, a predicted model, not a curated record
AUCAAACGUAUUAAUCUGCAGACCUUCGCGUAUUUAAGGACCAUAAAACCAUCGUAUCUCCAAAAUAAUCAUGUACAGAGUUUACUCUGCGCCCCUAUCUACGAAAGGGGCUCGUUUUGUACACUGCUUCGUAUUCUAUUUUUAACCUAUCAAAGAAUCUUCUUUUAGUAGUGAUGUACGCUAUGCCGUCCCAGAUUUCUUCAAGUCUUACUUCAUGAAUGGUUUCAGUCUGAAAUUUUACAAUGUAAAAUCCCAAUAAAGCGUAUGGAAUUUAAAUUGUACGAAACAGCGUGGCCAAAAAUCGUAUAAACUAUCGUUGAAAUAGUAAAAACAUAAAAAGUUUAGUUAAAAAAUUGAUAAAAUAUCUAGGAAAUUGUGACUCGAGGUAGCAUUUACAUGAUGUAUCUAUGUAAUCUUCGUCGACGAUGUAGCUCUUCACGGCUGAUCGUCGUCGAGUUUGCGCCAACCCGGAUGAAAAGUAAAGGUGGGGAUUGCGUCCAGUCACUCGUGUCCGGAGAGAUGAGAAUCAUCGGUGAUGUGCGUGUGCACUGGUCUCGGGGAGGACAACAUAAGGUUCAUCCUUCUUUUUAUUGUCUUAGUGGUAUACAUGUUAGCCGGAGCUACGCUCUUUCAACAAUUAGAAGCUGACCUUGAAGUUCGACAGGCGGCAGAAUUUUGGCGCGUUUAUCAUACUUUUCGAAGACAUCACUUGCAACGUAGUCCAGUCGCUUUGCAAAGAUUAGACGAACUGUUGUACGCUUAUGGAAACGCUUCAUCGUCUGGCAUCAUCAACAAGAGUCGCCGAUGGGAUUUUCCUGGAAGUUUCCACUUUGUUAGCACCAUUGUUUCCACAAUCGGCUACGGGAACACUACACCGCAAACAAGUCUUGGCAAAGUGCUUGCUGUUCUCUAUGGUUUUAUCGGUUGUUCCGGUGGAAUUUUGUUCUUCAAUUUGUUCUUGGAAAGGAUUAUCACAUUUCUCGCUUGGAUUCUGCGUAAUGCACACGCACGUCAUUUGAGAAGACGUAUACGGAAAAACUCUGUAACAGAUGCUGGCAAACGUCGUUCGUUUAGAUCGUCAACAGAGGAAAAGACUACUCUGCCUGAUAUACUUGACGACGACGAUGAUGGCAGUUUAAAUAUGCAAGAAUGGAAACCAAGCGUAUAUUUGGUUAUGCUUUUCCUUUCAGUAGUGUGUUGUAUUAUAGCUUGCUGCGCUGCUGCUCUUUACGCUCCUCUCGAAAGUUGGAAAUACUUGGACGCACUUUACUUUUGCUUCAUUAGCUUCACGACCAUCGGUUUCGGGGAUUUCGUUAGUACCGAAAAAUCACAUUAUCCAUACGUUCAUUGGUAUCGUAUCGCUAACUUCUUAUUCCUGCUGAUCGGCUGCUGUUGCACCUAUUCUCUGUUAAACGUAACUUCGAUUAUAAUAAAACAAGGAUUAAAUUACAUGAUACAAAAAAUACAAUGCAGAAAUCAAGAAAUGGCUGCGUCACAUUUACCGAGAAGAAAGUCCUACAUGUCUACGGUGUAUUUUUCCAAAAGGAGAGGAACCAGAGUAGCUGCAAGGGAUUCCUUUAAGGGGGAUGAUUCAGAGUCGUCUAGAAGGAUGUCUGGAGAAUUAAUUUCUAUGAAGGAUUUUUUUUCAGCAAACAAUGUUUCAUUGAUUGUGAUGCAAAAGCAACUGCAUGAAAUGGCUCAGUUGCAAAGAGGUACCAGUUCAAUUGCCGCGGCGUCUAACACGGUUAUUAAACCCGAUGCCGUUGGCCCUUUAGCUAUUGUUAGCGAGAAGUUUCAGAGCAAAAUUUCCAGAAAUAGGUAAAACAGAUUUGGAACUACUGAAAAAGAAAAAGAAAUUUAUUCAAGUUAAUAAAACUAUAUAGAGGAUAGAAGUACUUAUCU